Molecule: messenger RNA, 2640 nt
Organism: Marasmius oreades (fairy-ring Marasmius)
Lineage: Eukaryota; Fungi; Basidiomycota; Agaricomycetes; Agaricales; Marasmiaceae
Exons: 16
Coding region: 1-2640 (879 amino acids)
Source: RefSeq, a predicted model, not a curated record
AUGGAUUAUGACAAUUACGAUGCUGUUCUUCAUUUUCUCUGGGCCCGUACUCAACGCGGCGCUUGGUUUAAACCUAGUGCUGAAAACGUUUCCGCUGGGAUAUGUUUACGUCUGGAGCCUGGUCAAUUCCGAGUCUUUCCAUACCAGAAUCGCUUCUUGAUUCCCUUCGAAACGGCUGUUCGCAUCCUCAAUCCCUUGGUGGCAGUCAAAAUACGUAGUGCAUCUGUCCAUGCUGCACUAUCCACGGUACAUGACGACUGCGACGCUCUGUAUCUGGACGCCCGUACGCGCAUACAGAUACUACCAUCCAUGAGUCAACUACCCGAGGCGGAUAAGGAACAAUGCGGGGCUUUCCUGCGAGACGAACGUGUUCUGAUAGUUUGGUCGGAUAGUUUGGAUAACAUCGUCGAACUUUGCACAGAGUUCGACGAAAAACUCAUCAAGCUUGUUUGGCGUGCUCGUAAUGUUACUCCGUCCAUCAGUGGUUUGACUUCAGCUGCUGCGUCAAUCGCUUUGUCAUCAUCCCCGUCGGAUUUACAUCUCACCGAGAAGCCUAAAGCCAGUUCUGAAGAAGCUGUUGCCGUUCCUCCGGUUGUAACGGCGGAGAAGUCAACGAAGAAGUCACGAUGGAACUGGAAUUGGAGGCUCCAGAAGAAGAAGCGAGAUGUUCAUACUGACGUAGAGAAGGGAUCGAAGCAAGCUCGUCCCAUCCGUCUUUUUGCUCCGUUUUACGAUGGUUUUGGAGCAGCGUUGUCGUUGUACUUCAUCGGUUCUGGUCUUUCGACUCUUCUUCAGGAAUGGCGCCUCGACCGCGGUUACGAAAGGUUCGCAUUGCUCGCCGCUAGUCCUUUGCUCUGCUGUGUUUCGUUGUUCUUCGCCCUCCAGAUAGUGACAAAUGUCUCGUUUGUCAUUGGUCCUGUGGCUCAAUAUCACGAAAACUCUUUCUACUACUCCGCGAUUCCGCCUGAACCCAACUCAGAUGUCGACUCACAUCUCCCUCAUGUGACCAUAGAACUUCCUGUUUACAAAGAGAGUUUGGAAGAGACUAUCACGCCUUCGGUUCUUUCGCUCAAGAAGGCUAUGCAGACAUACGCCCGUCAAGGAGGAACAUCGGCCAUCUUUGUUCACGAUGAUGGACUCCAGCUUAUCAGUUCAGAAGAGCGAGAGAAGCGAAUCCAGUUCUAUUCCGACCAUAACAUUGGUUGGGUUGCUCGACCUCCUCAUUCUAACGACCCGGACGGUUAUCAACGAGCUGGCCGGUUCAAGAAAGCCUCCAACAUGAAUUAUGGCUUGGCGCUCUCGCUCAAGAUGGAACAGAAGAUUUUGGACCUCGAAGCGCAAGAAAAAACGGGUCAACUGCAGCUUGGCGGACUUUCUCUGGAAAAUAAGGCGCUUCAACUAGCAAUUGAUGAAGUUUACGAGGAAAAUGGAAAGAAAUGGAAACCUUGGGCCUGUAAUGGGAAAUCACUUCGUAUGGGCGACGUUAUUCUGAUUGUAGAUUCCGAUACUAUCGUUCCCGAGGAUUGUUUCAGAGACGCGGCACGAGAACUUGUAGAGUGUCCAGAAGUUGCUAUCAUUCAACAUGAAUCAGAUGUCAUGCAAGUUGCCCAUCACUUCUUUGAGAAUGGUAUUGCACACUUUACGCGCCGUAUCAAUAAGUGUAUCUCGAUGGGCUGUGCAAACGGCGAAGUCGCGCCGUUCGUCGGUCAUAACGCGUUCCUUCGGUGGUCAGCUAUUCAAGAUGCGGCCUUCGUUGACCCUGACGACGGUGUCAAGAAGAUUUGGUCUGAAUCCAAUGUUUCGGAGGACUUUGACAUGGCGUUACGUCUCCAGUUGAAAGGUUACAUCAUUCGAUGGGCAACGUAUUCGGAAGGAGGUUUCAAGGAAGGUGUAUCGUUAACGGUAGAUGAUGAAUUGAACAGAUGGCAAAAAUACUCCUAUGGAUGCAACGAACUGCUGUUCAACCCCCUCGUUCGGUGGUGGAAAAUGGGCCCUAUCACGAAACAGCUCCGAACUUUUAUUUGGUCAGAUGCACCUGUUCACUACAAGAUUACCAUGAUGGCAUACAUGUUCUCGUACUACGGUCUCGCUGCUUCGGCCCUCCUCUCACUCCUGAAUUACCUCGUCCUCGGAUGGGCGCUAGAGGUGGACGGUUUUUACCUGAAAAGUUUCGAAAUCUGGCUAGCUUGCACUGUCGUUUUCCCCGGUGCGGGAAAUAUUGGCUUUACCAUUCUAGAAUACCGACUUGGCCAACGGAAUAUCGUUUCUUCCUUUGUCGAAAACAUGAUGUGGAUCCCGUUCUUCUUCUUCUUCUUUGGUGGAUUGAGUAUACACCUGUCUGCCGCUAUCCUUGCCCAUUUGUUUUCGUACAAUAUUAAAUGGGAAGCUACGAAGAAAGAAGUUGAACGAUCCAAUUUCUUCAUUGAGGUGCCUCGUAUCUGGAAGAGGUAUUGGCACAUCAUCAUUAUGGGAAUACUUUCCAUAGCCACAAUAAUCGUCCUGUCUUUACCAUUUGUACCCGAUGGGUGGCGGAUACCCUCCUCUUCUUGGGCUGUGAUUGUACCCUUCGCUCUCGUCACGGGCGGACAUAUGCUCUUCCCAGUUGUCCUGAACCCUUGGUUGAUGAUCUUCUCGUAUUGA